Molecule: messenger RNA, 3618 nt
Organism: Perca flavescens (yellow perch)
Lineage: Eukaryota; Metazoa; Chordata; Actinopteri; Perciformes; Percidae
Gene: stk40
Product: serine/threonine kinase 40
Exons: 11
Coding region: 214-1524 (436 amino acids)
Biological process (GO): protein phosphorylation
Molecular function (GO): ATP binding; protein kinase activity
Source: RefSeq, a predicted model, not a curated record
CUGUGGAAAGAUGCGAUCAGCGAAGCGCGGAGGCUUUUCCUUAAUUGCUCAUUUCGGUAACAGAGGCUAAACAACCUGAAACCAACCCUCUGUGGUCUCUCCUGUUCAAGCGAGAAGCUCCGCACAUCCACCACAGCGAUUAUCCAAGAAAUAUCCAUGUUGUAAGCAGACAACGCAGACUUUACCCGGCGGUUUUGGUUCGAGAGCUCCAGUAUGUCCAAGCGGCGCUCGUCGGAAAGGGGGGCUGGAGAAACAUCAGGCAGGGCCAGCAAGCUGCAAUGUCCUGGGAUAUCCGGCAAUAACGCCAAGAGAGCCGGACCCUUCAUCCUUGGGCCUCGCCUGGGCAACUCACCAGUACCCAGCAUAGUGCAGUGUCUGGCCAGAAAGGACGGCACUGAUGACUUCUAUCAGCUCAAAAUCCUUACGCUGGAGGAGCGAGUGGAUUCUGCAGGGGAGACUCAGGAGGAGAGGCAGGGGAAGAUGCUGCUGCACACAGAGUACUCCCUCCUUUCUCUGCUGCACAACCAGGACGGGGUGGUCCACCACCACGGCCUCUUCCAGGAUCGAGCCUAUGAAAUAGUGGAGGACAUGGAGGCCAACAAAGUGCGCAAGAUGAAGAAGCGGAUCUGCCUCGUGCUUGACUGCCUGUGCGCUCAUGACUUCAGCGACAAGACGGCAGAUCUAAUCAACCUCCAGCAUUACGUUAUAAAGGAAAAACGACUGAGCGAGCGCGAGGCCAUUGUCAUCUUCUACGAUGUGGUGCGUGUGGUGGAAGCCCUUCAUAAGAAAAAUAUUGUGCACAGAGACCUCAAGCUGGGAAACAUGGUGCUGAACAAACGGACUCACCGAAUCACCAUCACCAACUUCUGCCUGGGAAAGCACCUGGUGAGUGAGGACGACCUGCUGAAAGACCAGAGAGGAAGUCCAGCCUACAUCAGCCCUGAUGUGUUAAGUGGUCGGCCGUACCGGGGUAAACCCAGUGACAUGUGGGCUCUUGGUGUGGUCCUGUUCACCAUGCUCUAUGGCCAGUUCCCCUUUUAUGACAGCAUACCUCAGGAGCUCUUCCGCAAGAUCAAGGCUGCAGAGUACUCCAUCCCAGAGGACGGCCGUGUGUCUGACAACACUGUGUGCCUGAUCCGAAAGCUGCUGGUGUUGGACCCUCAGCAGAGGCUUACUGCAGGAGAGGUGCUGGAGUCUCUCAGUGGCAUCAUUGCAUCAUGGCAGUCUGUUUCCUCGUUGAGUGGCCCUCUGCAGGUGGUGCCAGAUAUUGACGAUCAGGUCAAUCACUCAGAACAUCUGCAAGAGGCCAAGGUGAUAGAAGAGUCUUCACAGUACGAGUUUGAGAACUACAUGCGCCAGCAGCUGCUGUUGGCUGAAGAGAAGAACACUAUCCAUGAGACCAAGAGCUUUCUCACCAAGCGCCAGUUUGGCAGCAUCCCACCUGUAAGGCGUCUGGGCCAUGACGCCCAGCCUGUCAGCCCGCUAGAUGCUGCCAUCCUGGCACAGCGUUUCCUCCGGAAGUAGUCCCCCAACGACCCACGGCGGCCUCCCUGACCACCUCCCCAGGGAGUACAGAGACCUGUGGAGUUCAGAGAGGACCGAGGAGGAUAAGCCCCGAAACUGAACUGGCAUACAGCAGGCCCAGCCUGAUCCAGGGUGCAAACAGCCCCAUGCGUAGGUGGGCUUUGGGCAAGCUAGGAGGAGCAGGUGUGAGGAGGGCACCGGAACAAACUGUCAGUUUAAAGACGUCCCUCCUCGUGUCUGGAUCCUCCAGUGAAACUUGUAAAAGCCCCGAAAGGAAGAUAUGAACCAAAGGUUCCUUGCUUUCAGGUCACCCACAGUCAGAUCUCACUGUGCAACCAACCUGAUGGCACAUUCACACAUGGGGCUCACACAGGGCUCGGUCAGGAGUGUUGAAGAGACCAUUAACCCCAUAUUCCUCCUCGUCCUUUUGAGAUCUCCCUACCGUAACCCUUCCCCCGUCAACUCUGGACCCCCUGAGCAAUACAGGACCAGAAUCAUGUAGCAACCCCCUUCUAUUCCAAGUGGUAAAUGGUAUUGCCUCGAGUCAGAAGCCCUGAUCACAGAUGUCACUUCUCUAUACCUCCAUUCCACCCUCCUCCUCUCACUCCUUCCUCUUCCUCUACUGUUCUCCCGCACCGAAAAAAUUAUCCAGACUGGUCCCGUCUGUAACUCUGACUUCAAAUCAAUCUACCUCUCUGUCUCUCUUCUCUGUUGGUAAACCAUGCUCACUGUUCUGAGACAAGGGAUUGUAACAAUGGAGUCUUGAUGCCACCAGUGACAUAAAGCAUUAAUGUUUUCUGUCAGUGACAAUGCUUUUUUGAAACUUCCUCAGUGGUUUCAAAAAAAAAAACUCUGAAUAAGCUUUUUUUUUUUUUUUUUUUUUUUUUAAUCAUCAUAUUUACCUUAAGUAGCAUUUCAUCCCUACCUUUUUUGAAGAUACUGAAUAUCAAAGUAUGCGUACAUGCAUCCUUUUGAUAUUUGCAGAUUGCAUUGUCUCCUGCUUUUGCUCAGCCCUGUGGAAAUCUAUUUUUAGCAUCUAGGCAGCUAGUGUGAGGUACCUGGAAGUCAAUGCCAAGAAAUGAAUGGGAAACACUGUUGGAUACUCCCUGCCAAGGCAUAUUGAUGGUAACGCUUCCUCAGUGCCAUUGUAGUGGAGAUCGGGCACUGUCACGUUUCUAUUGCCAAAAAUCACGUCUUAUACAUACUUUUAGCCAAGGAAACUGGUACACACAGCCUCACUCAGAAUCAAAUGGCUUCCAGGUAUUCCGACUUCCCUGUUUCUCUUUAUCAAGACAGAUCAUGGGGCAAGUGUUUUUCAGUAUGAAUGUGAACAGUCAUUCUACACUUUGAUAAGUCCGCAGUAUCCAAGAGUGUGUGCGUGUGCAUGUGUGUGUUUUUGGGCCAGGCAAAAUCGGAGUCUGCGGAGCUGUCGAGCUGUUCACCUCUGACAGCCACAGACCCUUUAAGCUAUCCUCCAAUCAUUUGUGUUCUGUUAUCUGGCCUGCCUCAGUGGCAGACACUGUGAAAACCAGAGCAGGCUUUGCUGGGAUGGGGCUUGACUGAAUGUUUUAGCGAUUUGUCACGAUUGUCAGGAAUGCUUUCUUAAGAUUGAAAAAUAUCACAUUAUUAUUAUUACUAUUGACGUUCUCAAGCCCUCUCUCCAGCUCAACUUGUACAGGCUUGUAUUAUCUCACCAUGUAGCUCUCUAUACAGAGAGACUAGCUGGUGGCCGGUAAUCGACACUUGUAAUAUUUAAUAGAGAAAUGAGAACAGACUCAUAGAUUUUAUGUUUAGUUGCUGGGUCUUCUUGGCUGUUGAUUCAUUCUUGUCUUUUAUCAAAGUUUUUUUUUUUUUUUUUUUUUUUUUUUUUUUUUUUUAAAACCAUGGCAAAGCUACUAACCAGUGACUGUUAGGCAUCUGUACACUGCAACUUGCCUUUGCAUAUUGGUACCUGCUUUAUGCUAUCUAGACUUCUUCCUAUUUAUAUCAAACUGAUUGCAUGAACAUAGGCUCUGGAAUAUUUUCAAAUGUCUUUACUUUGUUUUGUUUUUUCCUUGUAAUUUCAUGUUGAUUUAUUUAUUCACUUGUGUAGAC